GCUGUGACAUCGCCAAAAACAGCCGAAAAGCCCUCGCAAGUAUUGGCCGAGUUGGUCGGCAGCUGCAAGGAGGAUUCUGCGACCCUCAUUUUCGACACCGCGACCCCCAACGAGCUGAAGGCUACCGUGCCUGCCACGAGAGCGCUCCCCGUGGACCUCUGCUUCCAGGCUCGUGGUGCAGAAGAGUUCUUGACGAAGACCUUGGAAGUGCCACGACGUGGCCACAUGCAGACGGAAGCCAUGUUGCUCGGCGCAAGCAUUGCACGCUUGGCUAUCCAGAAUGAAGCCGCGCCCUUGGAGUGGUCAGAUGCCGCUGCCGCACUGCAACGGGCGGAGCAGGCGCUGCACGGCUGCUCGAGAAGCUUGCAGCAACUCUACUGUCGUGAGAUGCCAGACUGGCUUCAAGAAUCUCCACCGAGCAGAUCAAAGCCGCGGUGUCGGACACUGUGCAACGAGGCAGUUGGUGACGUGGUCGAAGCAUGGCGGCUUCUGUCCUCUGAGAGCACCGUCACAGACCUCGGCGAGUACUUCACAAAUCAGUUCCUGUCUUUGAGCUGCUACGGUGCGCGGCUCGAGUUAGCCUCUUGA
Molecule: messenger RNA, 588 nt
Organism: Symbiodinium necroappetens
Lineage: Eukaryota; Dinophyceae; Suessiales; Symbiodiniaceae
Source: the annotation of a GenBank genome assembly